Messenger RNA from Lactuca virosa, 1047 nucleotides. The record is from the annotation of a GenBank genome assembly. NCBI's taxonomy places the organism in Eukaryota, Viridiplantae, Streptophyta, Magnoliopsida, Asterales, Asteraceae.
AUGGAUUCAGGAAGAAUAAUUGAAGAUCUGCAGAGCGAGAUAAAUUUUUUAGCAGGUGAUGCUGAUGAAGAAUCUACUGAAUUUAACAUAAACAAUGACGAUAUACAUGUUGAAGAUGCAUUUUUCAAAGAUAUUAUUGAAGAGGAUGAGCAAAUUUCUUCGACAUCCCAGUCGAAUGAUAAUGAAAAAGCAAAACAUUUUGAAUCAGAAGAUGAAGAUGAAUUAAGCUGCAUAAAAGUAAAAUCUCCUUGUAGCACAAAAACAAUUGAGUGGAUCCCAAGAGUUGAUGAAUCAUUACUGCCAAAGAAAGAUAUGGUGUUUGAAACAUUAGAUCAUGGAAUUCAGUUUUACCAAAUAUAUGCAAAGAAAGCAGGAUUUGAUUGCAGACUUGCAUCAAAUGAAAGCAUUGAACUUUUGGGAUCUGUUUAUAUAACUGUAUACAGAACUGUAUACGGACAUGCAUACAGGCCUGUUAUAAAUGGAGAAAUUAAGGUUGACAGACAAAGUGUGAAUGAGAUGCUUGGAAUUCCAAUGAGUGACCAAAAAGUGGAAGACCUUAGUUUUCGACCUGCAGAAGAUGAAUGUUACAGCAAAUGGAUAUCCCAAUUUCAUAAAGCAGAAAACAUUAGAUUGAAUGAUAUCACAAAUGCAAUUAUAUCAUCAAAAGAGGCUGAUUUCAACUUCAAACUCAAUUUCAUUGUCGAGCAUAACAUUGAAGGAGAAAGACUUCGUAAACUUCUGAAUGAUUUGAGACAAUCAAAUUACAGUGAGCAAGAUAUCAUUUCGAUUCUUAAUAUCACCAAAGAACAACUUAAGGAAUUUGAUGACUUCUUUCAUAAAUCAAAAGAAAUUCCAAAGAAUAUGUUAGAAAAAGGAAUUGGUGAAGAAGAAAAAAAGGAAGAUAAUGAGGUCGAUAACAAAGAGCAUGUGGAUUACACAGAUGAGGUCCAUAAGACAGAGGAAGGAAGAUCUAGAAAAACUUCUAAAAUGAUCAGAACUAGAAAAACUUCUGAAAGGAUCACUGAGAACAAGUUAAAAAAAUUGUAA